Galeopterus variegatus (Sunda flying lemur) is the source of this 1350-nucleotide messenger RNA. RefSeq names its product zinc finger protein 420-like. The record is from RefSeq and is a predicted model, not a curated record. Gene Ontology annotation, molecular function: RNA polymerase II cis-regulatory region sequence-specific DNA binding; DNA-binding transcription factor activity. Lineage: Eukaryota; Metazoa; Chordata; Mammalia; Dermoptera; Cynocephalidae. Gene Ontology annotation, biological process: regulation of transcription by RNA polymerase II. Bases 1 to 1350 code for a protein of 449 amino acids. The transcript is spliced from 3 exons.
AUGGGAAAGGCUGUGAGAAUUCACACAAAUGAGAAACCAUGUAAAGAAUAUAAGAAAUUUUUUUACAGUAAUUGUGGCAAAGCUUUUCUCCAAAAGUCACACUGCAGCAGUCAUCAGAGAACUCACACAGGUGAAAAAUCAGGUGAAUGUAAAGAAUGUGGGAAAGCUUUUAGUGAAAAGUCACACGUUGGCAUUCAUCAGAGAACUCACACCUCAGGUGAGAAACCAUAUGAAUGUAGAGAAUGUGGAAAAACUUUUAAUCACAGGGGAGAAUUCAGCAGGCAUGAGAGAACACAUACAGGUGAGAAACCAUAUGAUUGUAAUGAAUGUGUAAAAGCUUUUAGCCAAAAAUCACACUUCAGCAUUCAUCAGAUAAUUCACACAGGUGAGAAACCAUAUGUAUGUAAAGACUGUGGGAAAGCUUUUGCCCACAAGUCAGACAUCAGGAAGCAUGAGAGAAUUCACACAGGUGAGAAACCAUAUGUGUGUAAAGACUGUGGAAAAGCUUUUAGGGAAAAGUCACAACUCAGUAGGCAUGAGAGAAUUCACACAGGUGAGAAGCCAUAUGAAUGUAAAGACUGUGGGAAAGCUUUUACCUGCAAGUCAUACUUCAGCAUUCAUCAGAGAAUUCACACAGGUGAGAAACCAUAUGUGUGUAAAGACUGUGGAAAAGCUUUUACCCACAAGUCGUACUUCAGCAUUCAUCAGAGAAUUCACACAGGUGAGAAGCCAUAUGAAUGUAAAGACUGUGGGAAAGCUUUUACCUGCAAGUCAUACUUCAGCAUUCAUCAGAGAAUUCACACAGGUGAGAAGCCAUAUGAAUGUAAAGACUGUGGAAAAGCUUUUAGGGAAAAGUCACAACUCAGUAGGCAUGAGAGAAUUCACACAGGUGAGAAGCCAUAUGAAUGUAAAGACUGUGGGAAAGCUUUUGCCCACAAGUCAGACAUCAGGAAGCAUGAGAGAAUUCACACAGGUGAGAAACCAUAUGUAUGUAAAGACUGUGGAAAAGCUUUUACCCGCAAGUCAUACUUCAGCAUUCAUCAGAGAAUUCACACAGGUGAGAAACCAUAUGUAUGUAAAGACUGUGGAAAAGCUUUUAGCCGAAAGUCACACUUUUGCAGUCAUCAAAGAAUUCACACAGGUGAGAAACCAUAUGUAUGUGAAGACUGUGGAAAAGCUUUUAACGAAAAGUCAUACUUCAGCAUUCAUCAGAAAAUUCACACAGGUGAGAAGCCAUAUGAAUGUAAAGACUGCGGGAAAGCUUUUGCCCACAAGUCACACAUCAGGAAGCAUGAGAGAAUUCACACAGGUGAGAAACCAUAUGAAUGUAGAGAAUGUGGAAAAACUUAA